ACCGCCGCCGCCCUCACCACCUCCAUUUUUACCUCAACCGGACCGCCACGGCGCACUCCCCUUGCGAGUAGCGAGUUUAUUCACCACCACGGCGACGACGACGGCGAAACAUCCCCAAGAUAUACGGCCCCCCCGCAACAUACGGCCCCCGGCGCCCGGCACCCUACCCGCUUGCCAAGAAGGUCGUCUUGGUGACGACGACGACGACGACGACGAGGACGACGGUGUACGAUAUCAUCAGUAGCGAGCGAGGACAGGCAGUGGAAGGCAAGGAGUCUGCGGAGUGCAGCCCACGUGCGCGCGCCGUUCUACCCCGAUCCGAGUUCCUGGGAAACCGGUGGUAUCAUCACAUCACGUCCUCCACUUCCAGUACCGCGCCACUUCGCGCAGUACAGAACAGGACGGCUCGGGCACAGGCACCAUCGAACCCCAGCUGCGCGCGCACGCAGUUCAAGCUGGCGUCGCACGCUGCAACACUCCUUCCGCGGCGGCAUUGUGGCCGCGAAGGCGCUGCAGACAGGACGGCGGGCGGAUAGAGCAUAGGCAAAUCGCAUACCACUCACCGUCCGCAUUGACGCCUGCAUACUUCUGACCGAUUCUAUUGCCAUUGCGAGCAACGCCAGUAUCAGCACCCACACCACCACCACCACCACCCUCACCGCCGUCACCACCACCGCCGCCACCACCACCACUACUAUCCCCUCACCAUGAACGGCUACGGGAGCUACAAUGGCGGUUACAGUGCGGACCAGCACCACGAUGACGGCGCAACGAAUGUCAUGCAGAUGAUGGGCACAGAUGGUAUGGGUGCAAUGGCGGGCGGCAUGGUGGGCGGCCAGACACUGGACGACAUUGUCAGUCAGAAUGCAAAGAUGAUACGACGGCAGAGUAUGCCCAUGGCCCAGAAUUACAACGCCAGUCCGCACCAUCUGACCCCCGACAUGCGCCGCAUAUCGAUGAUGGACUAUGGCGCGAACUCGCCCGCAGCAUCCAUGAACAGCUUCCAGUAUGACCCUAGCGGAGGCAUGGAUGGCACUGGAUUUGCUUCGGGAGCCGUUACGCCUGCUGCCAGCAGCCAGCAACCACGAAGGACGCAAACCAGUCGGCGGCUGUCCGGUGGAGAAGUGUCGCUCGAUACCAGCUUUCAAAAUGGCCAGCAGAACUACACUUCGAUGAUGGCUCCCAAUUCUGCCAUGGACACCUCUCCGGCCCACGCUUCCGCGACAAUCGAUAUGAGUGCCAUGCAGGCCAGUCCGUACAUUGAUAAUAGCAUGACCAUGAAUAUCGACGACUAUGGGGUCGAUGCCAAUGGUCUCAGCUCCGCCUUGAGUCAGGACCCGAUGCAUAUGAAUCUUUACAACCAAUCACAGUUCAAUACAUCCAACUUCAGCUCCCCCAUUCAUCCCUCUCAACAGCAGCAGCAACAACAGCAGCAGCAGCAAGGCGGAGUGACGCCACAAUCAGGGCGAUUAUCCUCUCAUGAUCCUGGAGGCGGCAGUGGCCAGCACUCCCAAUAUGGUACUCUGGCCGCCCCUCAGCCCGCAGCUGGUCGACAAUUGUCGCGAACGCAAAGUCUGCAGGUUCCAGAUCAUCUCGGUAGCCCUGCCCAUGGCUCGUCUCCACAUGGGGCGUCGCCGAUGAGCGCGGCGGUAUCUGUGCACUCCUCCCGGCCGCCUUUACAAAGUUCGUUGUCCCACACGUCCAACACGGGUAGCAAUGCUGGUUUCGCAGGACAGCCUCAGCAUCCCAUUCCAGGCUCGAGUGAAGAUCGCGGGAUGAACCGCCAGCUUGACGGCGUCAACGGACCCGUGCCUGUCAAGGCCCAAAAUUACAAUCCCAACAACCAGAAUUUUCCAUGGGAAAUGCCCAAAGGAGGGUGGCCGUCGACCAUGGUCGGCAAGCCUCAUAUGCAGUCUGUCUAUAAGAAUGCGUACUCUUCGACCGGAUUUGAUAUGCUCGGCGUUUUGAUGCGGGUUGCGACGCGGCCCAACCCCGAGCUCAACAUCGGAUCGGUCGAUCUGUCAUGCGCCUUUGUGGUGUGUGACGCUGAAAAGGACGACUUUCCCAUUGUCUACUGCUCCGAGAACUUCGAACGCUUGACAGGCUACACGAAACAUAUGAUUCUGGGCCGCAAUUGUCGAUUCCUGCAAUCACCCGACGGCAACGUGGUGCCUGGCAUCAGGCGGAAGUAUGUGGAUGAUGACUCUGUGCUGUACCUGAGAAACAUGGUCAAUCUGCGGCGAGAAGCCCAGAUCUCGCUCAUCAACUACCGGAGGGGAGGUCAACCAUUUAUGAACCUACUCACCAUGAUCCCCAUCACAUGGGACUCUGACCAAGUGAAGUUCUUCGUUGGUUUCCAGGUCGAUCUUGUGGAACAGCCGAAUGCGGUGACGAACAAAAAUCCAGACGGAUCGUAUUCGAUCAACUAUCAACGCGGCAUGACCAUGCCUCGGUAUGUCAUGAAUGCGCCGGAUCCUUCCAUGAAAGCAGAGACGGGACAGACGGUGCCCCGCGACGACGUGUCGGCCAUUCUCAGCACCAUUGGCAGUGGUGAGUCCGAGUACGCUAAGCGCAUGUGGGACAAGGUACUGCUCGAGAACACGGACGAUGUCGUGCAUGUGCUGUCACUCAAGGGGCUCUUUCAAUGGAUCUCACCUUCAGCACUGCGCGUGCUCGAGUAUGAGCCCAGCGAGAUCAUCGGCACCGCACUCAGCUCUGUCUGUCAUCCUAGCGAUAUUGUGCCGGUGACGAGAGAACUCAAGGAUACCUCCACUGGAGCUUCCGUCAAUGUGGUCUUCCGCAUACGCCGCAAGCUCAGUGGGUACAUGUGGUUCGAAGGGCACGGUUCGCUGCAUACGGAACAAGGCAAAGGCCGCAAGUCGAUCAUCAUGGUGGGCCGCGAACGACCGGUCUAUGCUCUCAGCAAGAAUGAGAUUGGCAUUUCCGGUGGCAUUGGCGAACACGAGCUGUGGACGAAGAUGUCCACAUCGGGAAUGUUUUUGUUCGUGUCGUCUAACGUGAGGCAAUUGCUCGACCGACAACCGGACGAGCUUGUUGGAGUCAGCAUCCAGUCGCUCAUGCGAACCGAAUCCAAGACCGAGUUUGGCAGAAUCCUCGAACAUGCACGGACAGGCAAGAAGGCAUCUGUCAAACACGAGAUGAUCAAUCGAAGGGGCCAAGUGUUGUCGGCAUACACCACACUCUACCCGGGUGAUGCUGUCGAGGGCCAGAAACCGACUUUUAUCGUGGCACAAACCAGAUUGAUCAAGUUCUCGCGAGGUAACACCAGCGGUCGACCUCCCAUAACCACGAAAAAGGACUCUUCGGAAUCGUCGCACUCGAUGGGUCUGCUGCAGACCAGUGCCGCACUGCGAGAUGGUAAUGAUACGCCUAAUUCGCAUGGCUCUGCUAACAUGUACCGUACUACGAACGAGUCCGCCACCACGUACUCUGGCGCAAAUGGCCUGUUGAUUGGACAUCAAGACCAGACAUUGGCUUCGGACGACAAUCUAUUUGACGAGCUCAAGACCACCAAGUCUUCAUCGUGGCAGUAUGAGAUCCGCCAACUCGAGAAACGCAACCGCAUGCUCGCGGAAGAGGUCCAAUCACUCAUUGCGGCCAAGAAGAAGCGGAAGCGGAGAAAAGGUGCCGGUAACCAGCAAAAAGAUUGUGCCAACUGUCACACUCGCGUCACUCCGGAAUGGAGAAGGGGACCCAGCGGCCAGAGAGAUCUGUGCAAUAGCUGUGGUCUUCGUUGGGCGAAACUCAACGGCCGUGUGUCUCCUCGUACGCCGUCUCAACACAGCGUCCAGUCUGCACAGAGCGACAAGGCGAGCAAGGCCUCUGCAUCGCCGCGACACAAUCUCACCAAGACUGAACCAAGUCCCUCCGAUGGGGCACACGCUGCCCAUGCCGAUGGCACGUCGAGGGAGUCGCCCAACAAGACGACGCAUCGGCCGCAGCAAGGCCCGGAAGGCUUUGCUGCGACCAUGGAAGGUGCAGUGGGUGUACCGGGAAAGAUAGAUGAAGGUAUCGAACCGGAUUGAUGGGGGUCCACGGUGGUACGGAGUUGGGUGUCGUGACACGCUUUUCCACAGAAAUGUGUUGUCAUCAUCGCCUCGACACUGUCGCCUUGGAUCUAAAUCUGCACGCAUCAUUCGCACACAUGGAUGACUGACACCAUGCACGAGAUGCCUCGAUUGGAGGCUCCCAUCAGCCAGACGCUGUACUGCUGCAACUAUGAGGAGCGCUUCAGCCAUGGUGAAGCUCAGAAUCAUGGAAAAGUUCGGGAGAGAAGCCCGGCUACGAUUCGGCCAACGAUACCGCAUCUCGCCACAAGAUCUGUCCACGAGCGAUCAGGAGGGGAGCUUAGUCAAUGCGCCCCAUGAAUCUCUCUCAACAGGCUUUAAUUGUGCCAAUGACGGCAACAUACCGUGUGGCAUCAUGGCGCAUGGCGCAUGACGCAUGAGGAUGAGAGUCGAGGUUCUCAGUCUUCAGGACGAGUGGCAUACUGCGCGAAACUUGGGUGGAAGUAUCGAUGGACAUUUGCGAUGAAGACAUUUUGAUCUGAUCAGACAUUCCACAUUGUGCACAGGGAGGGACUGGAACAGGCUGAGGCCACCGCAGGGAUGAGUGGCCGUCCAGUUUGGGAGGGCGGUGGAAAUCCUUUUUUGAAAAAGUCGCGAGAGAAAGAGUUGUGCUUUUUUUAUUUUUUUCCUCUCUCAAAUUUGCGAACCUCGAUACCCAGUGAUUGAUUGAU
Messenger RNA from Sphaerulina musiva SO2202, 4759 nucleotides. RefSeq lists its product as uncharacterized. Gene Ontology annotation, molecular function: zinc ion binding; sequence-specific DNA binding; protein binding. Gene Ontology annotation, biological process: regulation of DNA-templated transcription. Gene Ontology annotation, cellular component: nucleus. The record is from RefSeq and is a predicted model, not a curated record. Bases 708 to 4046 code for a protein of 1112 amino acids. NCBI's taxonomy places the organism in Eukaryota, Fungi, Ascomycota, Dothideomycetes, Mycosphaerellales, Mycosphaerellaceae. The transcript has 4 exons.